Molecule: messenger RNA, 2059 nt
Organism: Astyanax mexicanus (Mexican tetra)
Lineage: Eukaryota; Metazoa; Chordata; Actinopteri; Characiformes; Acestrorhamphidae
Exons: 2
Coding region: 687-1436 (249 amino acids)
Source: RefSeq, a predicted model, not a curated record
AUAAAAUAAACAAACAUACAUACAUACACAUACUCACAUAUCUAACUAUACAUAUGCUUAUACUGUUUUGGUAAUCUUGGGCUUGUUGGGACUUGUUGAUUUGGGUAGCUGAUUCAGGUGUGGUUUCUGGCUAGUUAAGGUGUGAAUUAGAGAGGUGUGGCUAACAGCCUGCAGUUGUUGAUAAAUUAAGUGUGUUAUCCGCUACAGACGUGCACGUCUGUAGUGGUUUGUGCAAGGACUCUUUGACUCUUUGAUCAGCAAAUUUUAGUCUUUCAAUUUCAAAUCAAACAGUAAAACUUAAGAUUUGACAAUGUGCUUCCAAAUUCCUACUCUCAUCUCCUGCAACACCCGUAGACACCGGCAUCAGGGCAGAAACCGCAAUCCUAGCAACCUGUUGUACCCACCUAGUUCAUUAAGUUCUCAGGUGUUGGUGCAUGGGGGACUCUGGAAUUGCCAUUCUGCAGUUCUGAAGGCCGACUUCAUCACAGCUUUUGCCUCUGCUCAAUCUCUGGACUUCCUGGCUCUGACUGAGACUUGGAUCACUCCAGAAAACUCUGCAACUCCAGCUGCCCUGUCAUCUGCUUUUGCCUUCUCCCACUCUCCACGGCCAACCGGCAGGGGUGGUGGAACUGGCCUGCUUCUGUCUCGUUUCAUCCCGCAUCUCAGCAUGUCUCAAUGAUGUCUCGAUGUGGAUGAGUUCUCAUCACCUAAAACUCAACCCCAGCAAGACUGACCUUCUGUUCAUCCCAGGAACUACAAGCCCUCACAACAAUCUCUCCAUCUCUUUCGAGAACUCACUGGUCACUCCAUCGGCAGAAGCAAGAAGCCUCGGUGUAGUAAUGGAUGACCAGUUAUCGUUCUCAAGCCAUAUUGCAAAUCUGACUCGGUCAUGCAGAUUUCUCCUGUACAACAUCCGAAGAAUUCGACCGUUUCUGUCUCAGGAUGCCACUCAGGUGCUUGUGCAGUCUCUUGUCAUCUCAAGACUUGACUACUGCAACUCUCUACUGGCUGGUCUUCCACUGCGAGCCACCAAACCACUACAGUUAAUUCAGAACGCGGCAGCACGACUCGUCUUCAAUCUUCCGAAGUUCAGUCAUGUGACUCCUUUGCUGCGUUCCCUCCACUGGCUUCCUGUUGCCGCCCGCAUCCGGUUCAAAACCCUGACGCUGGCCUACAAGGCAAAAAACGGACCAGCACCUUCAUACCUGAUGGCGAUGGUCAAAGCCAGAUCUGCACCAAGAGCACUUAGAGCUUCCAGUACGGCUCGGCUCGAACCUCCAUCACUCAAAACACACAGAAAACAGACAUCCAGACUCUUCUCUGUGCUGGCACCAAGGUGGUGGAAUGAACUUCCACUGGAUGUCAGAACAGCAGAGUCACUCACGGUCUUCAAACGUCGACUGAAGACACAUCUUUUCAAAGAGUUCCUAAACUAAUAAAAAAAAAAAAAAAGGUUCCUAGGGUUCUUAACAUGAUUAAGCUCUAUGUAUCUCUUGAUCCUAGUCUACAAACUAGCUUUGGAUAUCUUGAGUAAAUAUACAUAUACACACAUACAUAAAUAUACACUGCUCAAAAAAAUAAAGGGAACACUCAAAUAACACAUCCUAGAUCUGAAUGAAUGAAAUAUUCUCAUUGAAUACUUUGUUCUGUACAAAGUUGAAUGUGCUGACAACAAAAUCACACAAAAAUCAUCAAUGGAAAUCAAAUUUAUUAACCAAUGGAGGCCUGGAUUUGGAGCCACACACAAAAUUAAAGUGAAAAAACACACUACAGGCUGAUCCAACUUUAAUGUAAUGUCCUUAAAACAAGUCAAAAUGAGGCUCAGUAUUGUGUGUGGCCUACACGUGCCUGUAUGACCUCCCUACAACGCCUGGGCAUGCUCCUGAUGAGGUGGCGGAUGGUCUCCUGAGGGAUCUCCUCCCAGACCCGGACUAAAGCAUCCGCCAACUCCUGGACAGUCUGUGGUGCAACGUGACGUUGGUGGAUGGAGCGAGACAUGAUGUCCCAGAUGUGCUCAAUCGGAUUCAGGUCUGGGGAACGGGCGGGCCAGUCCAUAGCU